GUUGAAGUGUACAUUUUGGAACCAUCUUUUACAGGAGCAUGCUAUUCGGGAAGAGGAGAGAGGCCAUAUGAUCCAGAAACUGUAGAGAUUAAUAUUCCAUAGACUCUGUAACUGUAGAGAUUAAUAUAUGUUAAUAUAAUUAACACAUUGUCUGCUAUAGCCAGUCUCCUCUACUUCUUUGCCUGAUUGUCUCCAGUCUGAUCAGAGCUACAACUGACUGUUUGCCAUUGCUGUAGUGUAAUGUCUAUUAGGAGCUAGCAGCAUUGGAAUGAAUCUGCCUCUCAGUGUGUCCUAACCUAUUCAAGAUCCCAGCUGCAGUGAGCUUGUGGGACGGAAGAUUUCUGUGUGACAAAUAGAUUUCAAGUUCGUUUUUAAGGAAGACAGCUGUUCAGUUGCAGAAAACUUGCUCUUUUUGAAUGUUUGACUGCUACUACCAAUUUGACUUCCAAGGUUUGACAGCUACUACUUUUGCAUCAAACAUCUGGAAGGGUGUCAAAUUGAUAGACUUCAGAACCUCUGCAUAAUUCAGACAGGUGAAGACAUACUUGAUGAAUGUUACAAAGACAACUACACUUAUAAAAUGUUUUUUGGAAGACUCUAACCCUUUACAUUUGUGUAAGAAGGGAUCCUGCUGCUUGAUCUGUUGUGGUUAGAAGAGGUAUCUUAAUUAACAUACUGGACGCUCAAACUGAAGUGCAAGCAUAGCCUGUAAGGAAGAGAACUCUCUCUGAAAAUGGCAGAAGCUCAUCAAGCAGUAGCUUUUCAAUUUACAGUAACUCCAGAUGGGAUUGACCUGCGAAUGAGCCAUGAGGCACUCAAACAAAUUUACCUAUCUGGUGUCCAUUCAUGGAAGAAAAAGUUCAUCAGAUUCAAGAAUGGAAUUAUCACUGGCGUUUAUCCUGCUAGCCCAUCUAGCUGGCUUAUUGUAGUUGUGGGUGUGAUGUCAACAAUGUAUGCCAAAAUUGAUCCUUCUUUAGGAAUAAUAGCUAAAAUCAACCGAACACUUGAUACAACUGGCUAUAUGUCAAACCAAACACAGAACAUCGUGAGUGGAAUCCUUUUCGGCACAGGGCUUUGGGUUGCCCUUAUUGUCACAAUGCGCUACUCUCUAAAAAUGCUGCUUUCCUAUCAUGGUUGGAUGUUCGCUGAACAUGGCAAACUUUCUGCAGGCACCAAGUUUUGGAUGGCACUUGUAAAACUCUUCUCAGGACGUAAACCCAUGUUAUACAGUUUCCAGACAUCUUUACCACGAUUGCCAGUUCCAGCUGUUAAAGACACAGUCAAUAGGUAUCUGGAAUCAGUUCAGCCACUUAUGGAUGAUGAAGAGUUCAGAAGAAUGGAGGGUCUUGCCAAAGAUUUUGCAUUUAAUUUGGGACCAAGGCUUCAGUGGUAUUUGAAGCUAAAAUCCUGGUGGGCCACAAACUAUGUUAGUGAUUGGUGGGAAGAAUAUAUCUACCUUAGAGGACGUGGACCAAUUAUGGUUAAUAGUAACUAUUUUGCAAUGGACUUCCUUUAUUUAUCUCCCACAACCCUGCAGGCAGCUAGAGCUGGUAAUGUUAUCCAUGCCAUCCUGCUCUAUCGGAAAAAACUGGAUAGACAAGAAAUCAAGCCAAUUCUUCUGAUGGGAUCUACUGUUCCACUCUGCUCAGCUCAGUGGGAACGGAUGUUUAAUACCUCCCGUAUCCCAGGAGAGGAAUCAGAUACUCUCCAGCAUGUGAAAGACAGUAAACACAUUGUUGUGUAUCAUAAGGGCCGUUACUUCAAAGUGUGGCUGUACCAUGAUGGUAGACUGUUGAAACCCCGAGAAAUUGAACAGCAGAUGCAAAGAAUUCUUGAUGAUGAUUCAGAGCCUCAGGCUGGUGAAGAGAAACUAGCAGCUCUUACUGCAGGAGAUAGAGUACCAUGGGCUAAAGCUCGACAGGCUUAUUUUAGCCAUGGAAAGAACAAACAGUCCUUAGAUGCUAUUGAAAAAGCAGCAUUUUUUGUGACAUUGGAUGACAUCGAGCAAGGGUACAGGAAAGAAGAUCCAGUGAGGUCACUGGAUACAUACGCAAAAUCAUUAAUACAUGGCAGAUGUUAUGACAGGUGGUUUGAUAAAACAUUCACUCUUAUAAUAUUCAAAAAUGGCAGAACGGGUCUGAAUGCAGAGCACUCUUGGGCAGAUGCUCCUAUUGUUGGACACCUGUGGGAGAAUGCAAUGGCAACUGAGUAUCUUGAACUGGGCUAUUCAGAAGAUGGGCAUUGCAAAGGAGAUACCAAUCAAAAUAUUCCUAUUCCUACGAAACUACAAUGGGAAAUUCCAGAAGAAUGUCAAGAAGUGAUUGAGAGGUCUCUGAGCACUGCCAUAGCUCUGGCAGAUGAUGUGGACUUCCAUUCAUUUUUCUUUGAUGCUUUUGGGAAGGGACUAAUAAAGAAAGCAAAAACCAGCCCUGAUGCCUUCGUGCAACUUGCCCUGCAGCUUGCUCACUAUCGGGAUAUGGGAAAAUUUUCUUUAACAUAUGAAGCUUCUAUGACACGCUUGUUCAGAGAAGGCAGGACCGAAACUGUUCGUUCGUGUACUGUUGAAUCAUGUAAUUUUGUUCGAACCAUGGAAGACCCAACUGAAAAUAAUGAAAAUAAGCUUAAGUUCUUUCGGCUUGCUGCUGCCAAACAUCAGCACUUAUAUCGUCUUGCCAUGACUGGUGCUGGCAUUGACCGCCAUCUGUUCUGCCUUUAUGUUGUGUCCAAGUACCUUGCUGUAGAUUCUCCUUUCCUUAAGGAAGUUUUGUCAGAGCCUUGGAGGCUGUCAACGAGUCAGACACCACAGCAACACAUUGAUCUAAAGAAGAACCCUGAGAUGUUAUCCUGUGGUGGAGGAUUUGGACCGGUGGCUGAUGAUGGUUAUGGUGUUUCUUAUAUUAUCUUGGAUGAAAAUUCCAUCCAUUUCCACGUCUCCAGCAAAAUAUCUUGUUCUGAGACGGAUUCUCAUCGUUUUGGAAAAAACAUCCAAAAAGCAAUGAUUGACAUCAUGGGUUUAUUUAACCUUAGUAAAAACUGUACCAAGUGAUUUGCCUUAUUGGUGCCAAGCAACCUCCUGUUGUUGGGAUGCAAACUCUUCUGAACAGUGAAUGAGAGCAAGGUUUGUCAAACAGUAGCUGGCGAAGAAACUGAGUCAACAUCUUGAUCACCUAUGAAAACCUUAGCAGUGUAUAGAAUUUUUUUUUUUUCCCCAGUAGUUUGGAAGAGUUUAUUUCCACAGAGGAUGACUUUUGAAAUCUUAUAUGUUUCUAGGGAUGAAGUAUAGUAUCAUUGCAUGAAGUCAUGUAUAUUCUAACUCCUGCAGUUUUCUCUUAAUUUGUAUACACUUGCUCUUUUUUUUUUCCUUAAAAUUAGUCUACUUGUAUUC
Messenger RNA from Aptenodytes forsteri (emperor penguin), 3385 nucleotides. It is a transcript of the gene CPT1A, whose product is annotated as carnitine palmitoyltransferase 1A. NCBI's taxonomy places the organism in Eukaryota, Metazoa, Chordata, Aves, Sphenisciformes, Spheniscidae. Bases 734 to 3046 code for a protein of 770 amino acids. Gene Ontology annotation, molecular function: carnitine O-palmitoyltransferase activity. Gene Ontology annotation, cellular component: mitochondrion. The transcript has 23 exons. The record is from RefSeq and is a predicted model, not a curated record. Gene Ontology annotation, biological process: carnitine metabolic process; fatty acid metabolic process.